Helianthus annuus (common sunflower) is the source of this 552-nucleotide messenger RNA. RefSeq names its product glutaredoxin-C13. Bases 7 to 315 code for a protein of 102 amino acids. The transcript has a single exon. Lineage: Eukaryota; Viridiplantae; Streptophyta; Magnoliopsida; Asterales; Asteraceae. The record is from RefSeq and is a predicted model, not a curated record. Gene Ontology annotation, cellular component: cytoplasm; nucleus.
GAUAAGAUGGACAAGAUAGAAACACUAACAUCAGAGAAUGCAAUUGUGGUUUUUAGCAAGAGCACAUGUUGCUUAUGUUAUGCUGUUACUAUUUUGUUCAAAGAACUUGGGGUUGAGCCACUGAUUCAUGAGCUGGACCAUGAUCCAGAAGGCUGGGAGAUUGAGAAGGCACUUGUGAACCAGGGUUGCAACUCCCCCCCUGUGCCAGCUGUGUUCAUAGGGGGUAAACUUGUUGGGUCCACUAAUGAGGUGAUGUCACUCCACCUUAGGGGUGCCCUCAUUCCACUCAUCAGGCCAUACCAGUCAUUGGCUUAGAUUAUCUACUCAUAAGUUGAAGAAAUAAGUUAAUUUGGAUCAAACUAGACCAUGACUAGUUUGCUUAUGUAGGUUUUAUCAGUGGAAGUAUGUUAAUUAGGUUAUAUGUUUUAUUGUAAUUUAUAUUAUCUAGGUACUCAACCUUACUAUUUGCAAUAGUUACAUGUUGAGAAAACAAUCUAAUUUAAGCAUUUAUGUAUUAUUAAACUUCUGUAUGAUCUUGAUGUAUGGUGUGAC